Pseudophryne corroboree (corroboree frog) is the source of this 2717-nucleotide messenger RNA. It is a transcript of the gene GPD1, whose product is annotated as glycerol-3-phosphate dehydrogenase 1. The transcript has 8 exons. The record is from RefSeq and is a predicted model, not a curated record. Gene Ontology annotation, cellular component: glycerol-3-phosphate dehydrogenase (FAD) complex; cytosol. Lineage: Eukaryota; Metazoa; Chordata; Amphibia; Anura; Myobatrachidae. Gene Ontology annotation, biological process: glycerol-3-phosphate catabolic process; carbohydrate metabolic process. The coding region runs from base 143 to 1189 and encodes 348 amino acids. Gene Ontology annotation, molecular function: protein homodimerization activity; NAD binding; glycerol-3-phosphate dehydrogenase [NAD(P)+] activity.
GGCGCUGGCUGGAUUCUGGAACAAGUACAGUAUCGGGGAGCGAGUCAGGGCUGGAGUUACACAAGGCAAGGUGACAGCAGCAGGGCACUAGCUCACUACUCCAACAGCUGAGGACGUCUCUGCAGCGCGGAUAUACAUACUCAUGGCUCUGAAAGUCUGCAUCGUUGGAUCUGGCAACUGGGGAUCCGCCAUUGCAAAGAUUGUGGGGGAUAAUGCAGCCAAGCUUCCUCAGUUUGAUAAUGUGGUGAACAUGUGGGUUUUUGAGGAAUUAAUAUCAGGAAAGAAACUAACUGAGAUAAUCAACACUGAUCAUGAGAAUGUGAAAUAUCUCCCUGGCCACAAACUUCCAGCCAAUGUGGUGGCUGUGCCGGAAUUGACCGAAGCAGCGGCGGGGGCUGAUAUUCUGAUCUUUGUGGUCCCUCAUCAGUUCAUUGGUAAACUAUGCGAGCAGCUGAAGUCUAAAGUGAAGAAAGGUGCAUUCGGCAUGUCUCUCAUAAAGGGUGUAGAUGAGGGUCCUGAAGGUCUGCGUCUCAUAUCGGACAUCAUACAUGAAAGGUUGGGCAUUGAUAUGAGUGUGCUGAUGGGCGCCAACAUUGCCAAUGAGGUUGCUGACGGGAAGUUUUGUGAGACAACAAUUGGCUGUAAAAAUAAGGAGCAAGGCAAGAUCCUGAAGGAGUUGUUUCAGACCUCAAACUUCAGAAUCACUGUGGUAGAAGAUGCGGACACAGUGGAAAUAUGUGGAGCUCUGAAGAACAUUGUCGCUGUGGGAGCCGGCUUCUGUGACGGGCUUGGAUUUGGAGAUAACACUAAAGCCGCUGUCAUCCGCCUGGGGCUGAUGGAGAUGAUCGCCUUUGCCAAGCUGUUUUGUGCUGGACCCGUUACGUCUGCCACGUUCCUGGAGAGCUGCGGUGUGGCUGAUCUCAUCACCACAUGUUAUGGUGGCAGGAAUAGGAAAGUGGCAGAGGCGUUUGCCCGCACUGGGAAGUCUAUAGAACAGCUUGAGAAAGAAAUGCUGAAUGGACAAAAACUUCAGGGACCACAAACCUCAGCCGAGCUCAAUCACAUCCUCAAGAGCAAAGGCAUGGUGGGCAAGUUCCCACUCUUCUCUGCUGUGUAUCAGAUUUGCUACGAGGGAAAACCUGUGACAGAAUUUAUUACAUGCCUCCAGAACCACCCGGAGCACAUGUAAUCUGGCGCCGUGAACUCUGACCUUCAACUUAGUCAUACUCUCCAACAUUUUACACCUAAAAAUCGGUACAAAUUUGGAAAAGCGGCGUGUCCACCGGUAAAGGGGGCGUGGCCACGCCCCUUUUCCUAUACUUUCAAUGGAAAAAUGGAGAGUCAAAAAUAGGUACAGACCAUAGAAAAAAGGUACUGUACCUGCCAAAAAGGUACAGUUGGUGGGUGUGCUUAGUCACCUCCUGGGCCUUUCAUUAAAGAAGUAAUGUUGUUAAAAGUAUGUUUUCAUACGUGUGCCAAUGUGUGUACAUAUACACUGUAUGUAGACAUAUGUGGAAAAGAAAAACAUCCUUGAUGACUGUAAUGAUCUCAUUGCCUGCAGUUCCAGUGAUUAGUUAUAUUUGGUGUCAUACCCAGAAGCCUUUGCUGAUGCAGCCUAAGGAAGGUAUUGCUGGAUAGCACUGUUAUAACCUAUAAAUAUGUUUAUUUUUAGACUUUUAAAGUAUGUUCCUAAUGGGAAAUUGUAUCAUGUUUUUAUGGAAACAAAUGAAAAUAUAUCAUCGGCACUAGUACAAGGGUUAUUCUGGUUAUAUGAAUGUUAGUUUUCAGUGGCACCCAGCCUGCCUAAAUGCAUAAUCUGCAUCAGUAGAAUUGCUUAACCCAUAGGCAGAUGCAACAAAAUGAGGCAGAAUCUUUUAUUGUCCUUUUGUCGGAAUUACUAAUCAGUUUAUUUUUAUUGCGUCAACUUAGUCCACCUGUUUAAAGGCAACAAUGCGAUGUUGAAUAUAGCCGUAAAUAAGUGCCUGGAGCUAUUCCAUUGUCCGCAUCACAUCCGGCACUUAAGUGUGGAGAUGCAGUUGACCGCGCCUAAUGUCUGACAUUUAGCAUGGUAAAUGGCUUUUUCUGUCUUAAUUGCUUGGUGUGGAAGGAUGUAAAGCCCGAAUCGUACAGUCUUAAGCCCAGUACCCACGGGCCGAUUAAGGAGAGAUGUGUGCUGAGCGAACCACUCAGCACACAUCUCUCCUGCCGCUCAGCACAGCGCGAUCUGUGCUGAGCGUGCGGGGGGAGACGGGGGGGGGGCGCUUACUUCACCCAGCGGGUGAAGUGAGCGACCCGCUAGAUUGGCCUGCAUGCAGGCCAAUCUAGCAGCAGUGAUAGCGAUGUGCGGGGCCGCGCAUAGCUAUCGCUGAGGGGGCUACACACGGAGCGAUCAUGCUGAUAUUCUAAGCAAUCUAGUCAGAUUGCUUAGAAUAUCGCUCAGUGAGUACCCCCCUUUACAGUGCAGCUGAUUGAAUAGCUCCAGGCACUCAUCAGGUGCUAUUCAACCACACUGAAUUGAAUUGCCCACUUUGUGACUAGAUUACAUUUUGUACUUUCUGGUUAUGUAUUCAACAUUUGCCCAUUUUUUUCAUGGAACUUUGUGACCUAUAUCGUCUAUAUCAUGACUUCAUCGUUUUAACUUCCAAAAUAGUCCUUGGUAUGUAACCUGUGUAUAAGAAAAAGCUAACUGGAUUAAAAUGCACACUUGUAAAUAAAAA